UUUUCGCACGUCGCCGCCGCCGUCUCUGCAGCACCGUGCUGCACUCACCCACCGCGGCCUCUGCAGUGCUGUUGUAUGCUGGCUUCACUACUGCUGCAUUGCUUCGACCGACGGGCGCAGCACACCGACGAAGGCGCAGCACACAGACCCUUGUUUUGAUCGACGACCUACACUCCUUCAACCAACCACUACGACUGCACUUUUCCGUCACCUCGAGCCAUCGAACAUCGACUCCUCGACACAAUCUCCCCUUCUCUCUGACACCAUGGCGGAUCCCAGCCAGAACACCCACCGCGGUGUACCGCGACGAAAGCCCGUACCACGACCGUCGGCGCAGCCGCUUCCUGAGACGUGGGCGGCGGAUCUCACGAUGCAAUUCCGACGGACGCUGUCGACGAAGCGCAUGAAUGAAUUGAGCAGGAGGCCAGCGUCUAUGAGGCGAUCAUCGUCGCGGCGGACGGAGCUGGUUACUGUUUCUUCGCCUGCCCCGCCGGUUCCCUCACGCGAUGCGCCCGCACCACCUGUGAGGGAAGCACCCGGAGCUCCACAGGAGGGUAUUCAGCGGCAACAGUCACCACCGCCCGAGUAUGCAUCGCUCCGAAACAUUCCCAACAUGCCGACCCCGCCCACCGACCCCAAGUCAAUACGCUUUCGACACAUGCUUGUUUCUUUGUCAAACACACCUUGCAAAUGGGAGAAUCCGGGACUGCUAGACGACGCACUCGCUAAACUACCACUCCAACGGAUAUACGAUGAGGCACAAGAGGAAUCAGACCUCUACAGGGCCGAAGCGGCAUCGCUAGGGCCGAACACAAAGCCGGCAUGGGGCUACCAGGACUGCGUGAUUCGAGCCAUGAUGAGAUGGUUCAAGGAGGACUAUUUUGAAUGGACUAAUAAUCCCAAAUGUUCGACCUGUCACCAGCCGACUAUUGGACGAGGUAUGGUGGCACCGCUACCCGAGGAGCAAGCUUGCAGUGCAUCGAGGGUCGAGCUGUACCAAUGCAGCAAUGCUCAAUGCCAGUCUUUCGAACGCUUUCCCCGCUACAAUGACGCCUUUGUGCUGGUCGACACGAAGCGAGGCCGCGUGGGCGAGUGGGCUACGUGCUUUGGCAUGCUGUGUCGCGCGCUGGGCAGCCGAGUCCGCUGGGUGUGGAAUGCCGAGGACCAUAUCUGGACGGAAGUGUACAGCACACACCGCAAGAAGUGGGUGCACGUCGACGUGUGUGAGGGAGCGUGGGACGCGCCUCUCCUCUACACUCAAGGAUGGAACAAGAAGCUGUCGUACUGCAUCGCCUUUUCCGCCGAUGGAUGUCAAGAUGUCACCCGCCGCUAUGUUCGGAAUGCAGAGCAAGCCGCACCUCGUGCUAAGUGUACGGAGGGCGUGUUGCUCCACAUCCUGGGCGAGAUCAAGGCGAUGCGCCGCCGUGACAUGGACAAGCAAGAACGAUUCCGUCUCAAUGCGGAAGACAUGAAGGAAGAUGCCGACUUCCGUAAGAUGAUCAUCGAAGCUCUCGCGUACAACGUCAGCCUCAUACUCCCUGGUGGCGAGGGCGAGAAGAGUGGUGGGGGUGGCCGCGAUCGGACUGGAAUCGACCCUGACGCCAUGAAGGCUCUCGAGAGUGGGCAGGCGGAACGUGCGCGACAACGCGUGACAUCCAACAACCACCACCACGCGCAACAACAACAUCAUCAACAGCCGCAACAGUAACAUGGUCGUUGAAACAUGACGUCGACCUGCGCAUACACAUACCUCUUCUUCUUCUUCUUCUUCUUCUUCUUCUUCUUCUGCUUCUUGGCCUUUCAAGGGAAGGCCAGCCAGCUAUUUGAACCCAAGUUGUUACGAUGGAGCAUCGGCGCUUGGUUUGAUGCAGCACUGGGAUCUGCUGCGGAUACGUUUUUUUCACUUUCGUAUGUCUCACCACGAUACCGCACACGGCCGAUUACGGCAGAUUCUUUUUUUGUUCUUUUUCAUAUGUGCGUUAGACUAGCUUUUUGUGUAUGUGUGAUAUUUGGCGAGGAGUUUGCUGCGAGCAUGGCGGGCACCAUCUGAUCCGCGGCGGCAAUGAUGAGAUGUGUGUGUGUGUGUGUGUGUGUGUGUGUGUGUGUGUGUGUGUGUG
This is a messenger RNA of Sphaerulina musiva SO2202, 2117 nucleotides long. RefSeq lists its product as uncharacterized. The record is from RefSeq and is a predicted model, not a curated record. The transcript has 2 exons. NCBI's taxonomy places the organism in Eukaryota, Fungi, Ascomycota, Dothideomycetes, Mycosphaerellales, Mycosphaerellaceae. Gene Ontology annotation, molecular function: peptide-N4-(N-acetyl-beta-glucosaminyl)asparagine amidase activity. Bases 266 to 1708 code for a protein of 480 amino acids. Gene Ontology annotation, biological process: protein quality control for misfolded or incompletely synthesized proteins; glycoprotein catabolic process; protein deglycosylation. Gene Ontology annotation, cellular component: nucleus; cytosol.